AGUGACUGCAUAAUUUUAGCAGAUCUAGAAACCAUAUGCACUGCAACUUCAUAGGUUAGCUUCUUCUUGUGGCGGUUUACAGAUCGUCAAAAUUCGCCGCUAUGACUGACCGGUUCCGAAAGUCCUCUCCGGUUGUGGCUACGUGUUCCCUGGGAGAAAAUGGCAGAUAGGAAAAACAAUAAUGCUUCUACAGCCAACGCUAAUUUACUGUUCAGCGCCGCUCCGGAGUUUAACUUCAACUUGCCGUUUUUGCCAGUGAGUCAGGCCUCCGGUCCGACGGCGCUGUCAGGAGACGACUCCACCGAUGUCGGAGAAGAAGACCGUUUCCUCGGUCAGAUGUCGGGGAACGGACCGGCGGCAUCCUCCACCUUCAGCUACUUUUCCAGCCCCGUAACGACCUCUGACCCGUUCGCGUCCAUUGGCCGGUCGUCGUACGUGCCGCCGUCUUUAUCUGCAGCCCAGACAACAACCGGAUCCGUUUCUGUUCCUAACAGCUUCAGCGUGGCUCCACCGCCUCCACCUGCAGCCUCACGGAUGACCCCGCCCCCGCAGGUUUUUGGGAGUACUGUUUACCAAACGACACCGCCGAACCCGGUGGGGUGUCGCACGCCUCCCCCUGCCACCAUGACGCCGCCGCCGACGCCGCAGCAGAGUCACAACCCGUACCGCCACACCCCCGCCAGCAGCAGAGCCAGCCCGUACAUUCCAGCUCCGGAGAUGCUGCCGCCAACGCACACGUCUCCGCAGGUCCCCUACUCCUUCAGCUCCUCGCCGCAGAUGUGCCCCCCGUCGGGACCGGCGCUUACAAAGCCCCCUCUCGCUCAUCUUCAAGCCCCUCCGGCUCCGGCAGCCUCCACCGGAGCGGUCGUUCCUGCAGGCCCCGUGAUGCCGUACAACUUCAACGUCUACGAAGCGGUCCAGCAUCACUGGUUCUACUGCAAACAGGUGGAGUCAAAGAGCGUCUGGCUUCCUUUCAGCAUCAUCGACUCCCUACAGCUCGAGGAGACGUACAACUCAGUUCAACCGGACCCAGAGAACGUAGUCGUACGCACAGACGGAGGGCGUUACGACGUGCGGCUCUACGACCGGACGCGCUCCGCGAUGUUCUGGGAGGAGGAGCCGACGGAGGUCCGGCGCUGCUCCUGGUUCUACAAGGGGGACACGGACAGCCGCUUUGUUCCGUACUCUGAGGAGUUCAGCGACAAGCUGGAGGCGGAGUAUAAGAAAGCCGUGUCGACCAAUCAGUGGCACCGGCGGCUGGAGUUCCCGUCCGGAGAAACCAUCGUCAUGCACAACCCGAAGGUCAUCGUGCAGUUCCAGCCCUCCUCGGCGCCGGGCGAGUGGGGCACGACUCAGGACGAGCAGACCCGGCCCCGAGUGGUGAAGAGGGGCAUCGAUGACGACCACGACGAAGUGCCUGAUGGCGAGCUCGCCACGGUGGAUCAUCUGGUGUUCAUGGUCCACGGGAUCGGUCCGGUCUGCGACCUCAGGUUCCGGAGCGUGAUCGAGUGCGUGGACGACUUCCGCAGCGUGUCCCUGAAGCUGCUGCACAGUCACUUUAAGAAAGCUCUGGACGAGCACGCCAUCAGCCGGGUGGAGUUCCUUCCUGUCCAGUGGCACACGGCGCUUCAUGGAGACGCCACGGGGGUGGACAGGAGGAUCAAGAAGAUCACGCUGCCGAGCACCGGCCGUCUCCGGCACUUCACCAACGAGACGCUGCUGGACGUCCUCUUCUACAACAGCCCCACCUACUGUCAGACCAUCGUGGACACGGUGGCUCAGGAGAUGAACCGUCUCCACGCCGUCUUCAUGGAGAGGAACCCGGACUUCAGGGGCAGGAUCUCGGUGGCCGGGCACAGCUUGGGUUCCCUGAUUCUCUUUGAUCUGCUGUCCAAUCAGAGGACCGGUUCUGUUGGACCCGUCAUGCCAGCCACGCCCUCCGCUAACGAAGACGCCAAACAGGUGGCGUCCUCCGAGACGGAGACGAGCCCUGCGGUCCCUCCUGUGGACGAGCAGCCCAGAGAGGACCAGGAGGACUUCCAGGACCUGGCUGCUGUGCUGCAACAUCUGGGCCUCUCCGAGUACCGGAGCACCUUCGACCAGGAGAAGAUCGACGUCGAGUCCUUCCUCAUGUGCACGAUCGAAGACCUGAAGGAGAUGGGCCUCCCGCUGGGCCCCAGGAAGAAGAUCGCCAAGUUCGUUAAGGAGCGACUGAACCGGCAGGCCGCCCAGGAGAAGAAAGCUGAAGUUGUUCAGGUGGUGCCUCCACCUGCAGCCGAAGUUCUGGUUGAUCCGAGCGUGACGAAGCUCCCGGUGGGCAGCACCGUCUCCUCCGUCCACGUCGACUACAAAUGCUUUGAAGUUGGUACCGGACAGGUGUCGGUGGUUUACCAAACUCUGGACUUUGACCAGGUGAACUUCUUCGCCUUGGGUUCUCCGAUCGGCAUGUUUCUGACGGUCCGAGGCCUGGAGCGGAUCGAGGACUCGUACCAGCUGCCCACGUGCAAAGGGUUCUUUAAUAUCUAUCAUCCCUUGGACCCGGUGGCCUACAGGAUCGAGCCCCUGAUAGUCCCAGACCUGGACCUGAAGCCCGUUUUGAUCCCACAUUACAAAGGCAGGAAGAGGCUUCAUCUCGAGCUGAAGGAGAGUUUGUCCAGGAUGGGGUCGGACCUGAAGCAGGGCUUCAUGAGUUCCCUGAGGAACGCCUGGCAGACGCUCAACGAGUUCGCCCGGGCCCACACCUCGUCGGCUCUGCAGGCCGAGCUGGCCAUCGUGGCCAAUCAGAUCGAGGAGGAGGAGAAGCACGCGCAGGCGGGUGAGUCUCCCCGCCGCCCGUUCGGAGCGUCAACGUGUUCGAUCCCGCUGGUUUCAGAGCAUAAAAUCCCUGAAAGCCCGGAGCCGCCGAGGGAGGAGGAGCCUCCGGUGAAGAUCGGGAUGUUGAACGGAGGGAACCGGAUCGACUACGUCCUGCAGGAGAAACCCAUCGAGAGCUUCAACGAGUACCUGUUCGCCCUCCAGAGCCACCUCUGCUACUGGCAGUCUGAAGACACGGCGCUGCUCAUCCUCAAAGAGAUCUACAGGAGCUCGGGGAUCCACCCGGAGAAGAUGCCUCAUUAAAAACCUCCAGUUUCUCUUCAGAUUAUUUUAUUAUUUUUAUUUUAGUUUAUACAGCUGUAUUUUUACUUUUGUCUUAAAUUAAGAAACAUGAGCUGGAAGAACUAAUAAAAUACAACUCGACACGUGUUCUAGUUAAAUUAAGACCUGCUGAGUUUACAGGAGCAG
Nematolebias whitei (Rio pearlfish) is the source of this 3282-nucleotide messenger RNA. RefSeq names its product SEC23 interacting protein. The coding region runs from base 160 to 3117 and encodes 985 amino acids. Gene Ontology annotation, molecular function: metal ion binding; protein binding. The transcript is spliced from 17 exons. NCBI's taxonomy places the organism in Eukaryota, Metazoa, Chordata, Actinopteri, Cyprinodontiformes, Rivulidae. The record is from RefSeq and is a predicted model, not a curated record. Gene Ontology annotation, biological process: endoplasmic reticulum to Golgi vesicle-mediated transport. Gene Ontology annotation, cellular component: COPII-coated ER to Golgi transport vesicle.